Molecule: messenger RNA, 1626 nt
Organism: Exophiala bonariae
Lineage: Eukaryota; Fungi; Ascomycota; Eurotiomycetes; Chaetothyriales; Herpotrichiellaceae
Exons: 1
Coding region: 1-1626 (541 amino acids)
Source: RefSeq, a predicted model, not a curated record
AUGAAGACUGGUUGGAAAUGUGAUGGAUAUAGUGAAGCUCUCACUACAAAACGAGUUCCACAUGCCUUCAAAUUUGUCAACUAUGUCGUUAAUGGACCGCCUUGUUCUGUGGCACUUUUCCGCCAUGCAGCACCCCCGCAGCAACAAAGUGCAUUCGAGUAUUAUCAACUGCACGUGUCUCUUGAGCUUUCCGGACCAUUUGAGGAAGAGCUUGACGUCUGGAACAGAUUAGUCCUCCGAGCGGCAUAUCACGAAGAAGCAAUAAGACAUGCUAUUUACGCACUGGGCAGCUUUCACCAACAUUACAGUAUAUUGAGCGACAAUAUUUCUUCAUUCUCAAAACAAGGUCUAGAGGAGUAUUCUCUCGCCCUAUUCACACUGGCCACUUCAAAACAUAGUCAGAGAUUGAUGGAGGUGACAUUGAUAGGGUACAUUCUCUUCACAUUUUGCGAGCAGCUGCAGGGACAUUUUGGAUCUGCUAAGGCCCAUGUGGAGAGUGGUUUCAAACUUUUGCAUGACUAUGUGAGAUCUGAGAAAGAAAACAAUUCUAGGCCGAAGGGACCUAAGGACUCUCAGAGUUAUAUUCCCGUGGAGGCUUUGGUGACGUUGUUCAGAAGGCUUCAUUGUCAGUUGAUCGAGAUCGGACAACCCUCAUCAUACAUGAUUGAUGAAACAUUACCCAGCAGAGCUCCUCAGAUUGACUAUCACUUUCAAUCAUUAGGAGCUGCGAGCUAUGCUCUCGAGAGACUGGCGCAGCAACUCAAUACCAUCACACAAUAUGCUACUGCGAACAACUUGAGCGCAUGGUCCCCCGAGAUGACCUUGCUGCGUGAGACUAGCUAUAGUGGAAUUCUACGAGAGAUCGACCAAUGGAAAAUGGGUUUUGAUGAUUACAUAUCUUGCGAAACGCGACUAUCCCCACAAUCUCUGGAGCAGAGGGAAGAAGCUGUGAAGAUUUUACGGCUGUGGUAUUUUGCGACAAAACUCUUCCUCCAGCUCGAAUCUCCUAACGAAGUAAUGGGUUAUGACAAUUGCAAUUCAAUUUUCCAGGCAAUGGUUGAGGUUGGCCACGAGUUGCUCUUGCACCAUACAGACCGUCAUCAACAGCCAGAUCAUUGCUCGACGAGAACGCUUCACAAAUUAUCAGCUCCAGUGAUCGAGAGCCUUAAGUUCACGAAUACUGAACUGACUAUGUUCAAGGACUAUGUACAGAAGGACAACGACUUUCACGAAUUACGGCCAUCCUACUUCUCACGACUUGAAGGGCGAGGUAGACCAGUCUUCACACACGCAGCUUUUUCACCUCUGCCUCCCUUGUUUCUCGUUACCACUAGGUGUCGAGACCCAAAUCUGAGGCGUCAAGCCUUAAAGGUUCUUUCCCAACUCAACCGACGUGAUGGAUUUUGGGACUCAAGGGUAGCAUCGACGUGCGCAGGACUUGUGGUCUACUCCGAAGAGCUCGAGAGUACCCGCUUGAACAGAAACACGAGCGAUGCCUGCACUUCCACGGAAAUCAAAUUUGCGAAGGAGGUCCGGGCCGAUACUCGAAUAGUGGGCAUUCAAUCAGAAUUUGGUGAGGGCAGAUCAAUGACCCUCAGUGUGCUGAAAGCAGGUGCGGCUCCAUGA